ACCCGCUCGCACGGCCGCUCGCGCCCGGAGCCCCAGGCGGUGAAUUGGCGCCGGGGUCUGCUGGCCGGCGGACAGCAGGCGACACUGGGGACAGCGGGGCCGGGAGUCCGGUGCACCGACCGACCGAGGACGCCGACCAAGCUGCUGCGCGCCCGGGUGCCGGGCGACUGGGAGCAGGCACUGGGCACAGGGAGCCGGCCAAGGACCGCAGCGGGCAUGGAAGAUGUCAUGGUGCACCCUUGACUUCCAGGGCCCACGAAGGUGAGACUAGGAUCUUUGGGCUGGUUGGAAGUAGCCUAACCCGGCGAAGCAGAAAUGGAUAUGGUGUACGAGCUGUUCAAUGGGAGCCAGCCAUUCCCCCCCUCAUCCUUGGAGCUCAACGGCCCAGGGGCAGCCAACGGCUCCAACCAAACAGAGCCCUACUAUGGCAUGACCAGCAACGCAGUCCUCACAUUCAUCUACUUCGUGGUCUGCAUCGUUGGCCUAUGUGGCAACACGCUCGUCAUUUAUGUCAUCCUCCGCUACGCCAAGAUGAAGACCAUCACCAACAUUUACAUCCUCAACCUGGCCAUCGCCGAUGAGCUUUUCAUGCUGGGCCUGCCCUUUCUGGCCAUGCAGGUGGCUCUGGUCCACUGGCCCUUUGGCAAGGCGGUCUGCCGGGUGGUCAUGACUGUGGACGGCAUCAACCAGUUCACCAGCAUUUUCUGCUUGACAGUCAUGAGCAUCGACCGCUACCUGGCCGUGGUGCACCCCAUCAAGUCGGCCAAGUGGAGGCGGCCCCGGACGGCCAAGAUGAUCAACAUGGCUGUGUGGGGCGUCUCCCUGCUGGUCAUCUUGCCCAUCAUGAUCUACGCCGGGCUGCGGAACAACCAGUGGGGGCAGAGCAGCUGCACCAUCAACUGGCCGGGCGAAUCCGGGGCCUGGUACACCGGGUUCAUUAUCUACACCUUCAUCUUGGGGUUCCUGGUGCCCCUCACCGUCAUUUGUCUCUGCUACCUGUUCAUCAUCAUCAAGGUCAAGUCGUCGGGGAUCCGAGUGGGCUCCUCCAAGAGGAAGAAGUCGGAGAAGAAGGUGACCCGCAUGGUGUCCAUUGUGGUGGUCGUCUUCAUCUUUUGCUGGCUCCCCUUCUACGUCUUCAACGUGUCCUCCGUCUCGGUGGCCAUCCAGCCCACCCCGGCCCUCAAAGGCAUGUUUGACUUCGUGGUGGUCCUCACCUACGCCAACAGCUGUGCCAACCCCAUCCUGUAUGCCUUCCUGUCGGACAACUUUAAGAAGAGCUUCCAGAAUGUCCUCUGCUUGGUCAGGGUGGGCGGUGCAGAUGACGGGGAGCGGAGCGACAGCAAGCAGGACAAAUCGCGGCUGAACGAGACCACGGAGACCCAGAGGACCCUCCUGAACGGAGACCUGCAGACCAGUAUCUGAACGACCACCGAGACCCAGAGGACCCUCCUGAAUGGAGACCUCCAGACCAGUAUCUGAACUGCCUGUACCACACAGAGGCCAAGGUCUGCCUGCUGCUGCGGGGCUCCCUCCUCCCACCUCUUCCCGACUCCCACCCGUCACACCUGGCUUCUAGAAUCUCGAAUUGCUCAGCAUGAGGCCAAUUCAGCAAACUGUGUUUGAGUUUGCUUGUCUGAGUGAAUGAUCAUGUACUGCAGUGACUGCUUCCGCCCCCUUCCCCGCUCCCCGCCUCCCCCCCACAGAAAUGUCAGUGCAGGCAGGCAAUCCCAUGCCUGGGUGUGCCCUUGGGGAAGGCGCGGGCUCAACAAAAAGCAGCCGAUGUCUCUGUGUGUUUGUGCCUUCCGUGCCUGUGUGUAAUUGUGUGUGCUCGCCUUUAGACCUGUGGAGUGCUACUAUCGGUUCCUGCCCAGCCCUUACCUCCCCUCCCGUGUUUAUGCGCACAAGCAGCCAAUUCAAGUGCAAAGCACAGGUGGACAUUUCUUACAAUCUGCUCCCUGCCAACAUAGGCUGACUGUGAAGCCAAGGAA
Messenger RNA from Echinops telfairi (small Madagascar hedgehog), 1988 nucleotides. RefSeq names its product somatostatin receptor 2 (gene SSTR2). Gene Ontology annotation, molecular function: somatostatin receptor activity; neuropeptide binding. The transcript has 2 exons. Gene Ontology annotation, biological process: neuropeptide signaling pathway; cellular response to glucocorticoid stimulus; cellular response to estradiol stimulus. Gene Ontology annotation, cellular component: membrane; neuron projection. The record is from RefSeq and is a predicted model, not a curated record. Bases 316 to 1422 code for a protein of 368 amino acids. NCBI's taxonomy places the organism in Eukaryota, Metazoa, Chordata, Mammalia, Afrosoricida, Tenrecidae.